Fibroporia radiculosa is the source of this 612-nucleotide messenger RNA. RefSeq lists its product as uncharacterized. The record is from RefSeq and is a predicted model, not a curated record. Lineage: Eukaryota; Fungi; Basidiomycota; Agaricomycetes; Polyporales; Fibroporiaceae. The transcript has a single exon. The coding region runs from base 1 to 612 and encodes 203 amino acids.
AUGUCUCCCUUCCAGGCGCUUAUGGGUUACCAACCUCAGCACAAUAUUCCCACUGUGGGAACAACUGAUGCUCCAGACAUCGCUUCUAGACUCACUCAGCUAGCACAUCUUCGAACUGAAAUCCAAUCCAGUAUUCAACUAGCAGAGGAAACAGUCAAGAAAUGGAAUAAGGACAAGUUCGUCAAAUAUGCACCUGGACAGAAGGUAUGGCUGGAAGCAACCAAUCUCAAAGGUCUCCACCUAAAAGCCAAGCUCGGACCAAAGCGUUAUGGACCCUUCAUCAUCAAUCAGAAACUGUCAUCAGUUGUCUAUCAGCUGAAGUUACCGCCCAAAUGGAAGAUUCAUCCAGUGUUCCAUGCAGGAUUGCUUUAUCCUUAUACGGAAACAACAAUGCAUAGAAAAAACUACCUCCAACCACCCCCAGAACUUAUCAAGAACCAGGAGGAGUUUGAAAUUGAAUGCAUCAUUGAUUCGAAGACAGUCGGCAAGCAAAUCCUGUACCAGGUACAAUGGAAAGGGUAUCUGGCCUCAGAUGACUUCUGGUUGCCAAAAACUGAGCUUUCACAUGCCAAAGAUGCUUUGGCCAACUUCCUACAGCCAAAUAAAGGAUAA